UUGGAGCAGCCUGGGCUGGUGGGAGGUGUCCCUGCCCAUGCAGGGGGUUGGAUCUGGAUGAUCUUUAGGGUCUCUCCCAACCCAAACCCCUCUGGGAUUCAACGAAUGUCAAGUUUUCUCAUCGUGGCUCCACUGCUGUGAUUCUUUCUUGAGUGGUGGUGCCAAACCUUGUUGAUUUUUAAAUGUUUGGUCUCUUUUUUGUUUUCGGCAAGUGCUCCCUUUUUCCUUCGGUUGCAGAGGGGACAGGCUGGCGUUUGUUGCCUCAGCUGCGUCUCAUCACAGGGAUUGUUUCCCCUGGCAGUGUCUUCCUCAUCAGUUGCCUGCAACCUGCACAUCAUAAAUUGCAAGCUUGAGAGGUCAACAUUUGAUACCAAGUCAACAAAUGGGAUGUAGCAUAGAACUGGUUAAGGCCCUUCCCCCAGACCUGGCAGAGCUGGGACGUAUCCACAGCUGGCAGAUCCAGGUACCCCAGACACCUUGGGAGCUGUGUCCAAAGCUUGGCAGAACCAAGGGCAGAUGCUCCCUGGCUCCUCGUGGGCUUUCAAGGUUGAACUGACCCCAGCCUCUCAACCAGGGAGCUGCUGGUGACACGCCUGGGUUGCUCUCUGGGUUUCCUUUUUGCAGAGCUUCUCUGUGUGGACAGUGAAAUCUCUCAGCUGCCCUCUGAAAAUUGGUUCUGUGUAGGUGUGAGGGGAAUGAAAAAGAAGAGCUGCUGCUGGCUCGUGUCUAGAGCUCUUGCUGCCUGGAGAACUCUCUGGAAGUGCUGUCAGCAGCUUGGAGGGUCUGCUCACCUGCUCUCCUCAGCAGCUCUGCCAGCAGCAGCACAGCAGAGGUGUUCUGCAUGCUGAUGAGACGUUGGGAAAGCACAGGCAGGACCAAAGAGAGACAAACAAAACACUGCAUCCAAAUAGAAUCAUGUGAUUUUAUUUCAUUUUUCCUGAGGUAAAAUGUGUUUUCUGUAUGUGUGUGAUUUAAAAUCCAGCUGAACUCCCAAGGACAGGCUUUAAUCCCUGGAUGGCAUUUUAAAAUGCUGUCGGAGCAGGAGGGAAGCUCUGGUGGAAGUGAGGGAGAGCAAAGCUGAGUCUGCACUUCUGAAAGUCUCAUUUUCUGUGACCUGCUCCCCCUUUGGUUGAUUGCUUAAUCAUGCCACAUAUUUUAGGAGUGAUGUUGUGAAGAUCCAUCUCUGCAUGCUUGAGAAAGUACAUGGAUGUUUUGGAAACAGAAGGUUGUGUGGACACCUCCACAGAGUGAAACUGACGUGUAGUUUUGUAUCCUCAGGAGGAGCUGAACCAUUUUUCUGUUGGAGACACAGUUUUGUGGAGGAGCCACUGAAAUAAAUGCUGGCUUUCUGGGUGUGGUUCCAUAGUAGCUUUUUUUUUUCAUUCCCCAUUUUUCUGCCUUUCAUAUAAACCUUUCUUCCUUCACAAACACGUGAACAACCUGUUUUCCUUUAUUUGGCAGAUCUUUGGCUUGUCAUUUCAUGAAGGUGACCACUGUUUCUCUCACCUCUAACUCUGCUAAUUGUAAUUUUCUUUUUUUGACUUCUUUCCUUCAGCUUGUUCUGCAGCUGGAUGGAGAAGCAGCCUGGUUCCUGCAGUGCCAUGGGUGACUGCUGCUUUUGGGUCCUUCCCUAGCUGCUAAAGACACCAGGAUUUGGUGAUGGAGGCUUUGCUGGAAGGAAUGCAGAGAAAUGGGCAGGGGGGCAGAGGGUUCUUGACUUCCUGCGAGGCUGAGCUGCAGGAGCUGAUGAAGCAGAUUGACAUCAUGGUGGCUCACAAGAAAUCAGAAUGGGAAGGACAGACACAAGCCUUGGAAGCUUGCCUGAGUGCUCGAGAGCAGGAACUUUCCUCAGUCAGGGCUGCUCUGCAAGAAAAGGAAAAGGAGGUAGAAGACUUGGAAAAAGCCAAACAGGACAUGGUUAGAGAAUUUGAACAACAGCUGAGGAAAUUUCAAGAGGAGUUGUCCAGGCUGAGGAGGAGCUAUGAGAAGCUGCAGAAGAAGAAGCUAAGAGAAGCUAGAGGAGAUGCUAGCAAGAGACAAGGGGAAGAUGAGUUUGAAAUUAGUUGCCUGACCAGGAAAUUGGAGGAGUUCCACCAGAAAUCCCUGGACUGGGAGAAGCAGCGUGUGCUCUACCAGCAGCAGGUGGCAUCACUGGAAGCACAGAGGAAGGCUCUGGCUGAGCAGUCAGAGCUCAUGCAGAGCCAGCUUUCCGGUCGGAGGCAGAUGGUGGAGUCGGUGGAGCUGGCCAGCCAGUUGGAAGUGCAGCACUUAACCAGCAAGCUGGAGAGGGCCAGUGAUGCUCUCUGUGCCAGCAAGUUGGAGGUGGAGAGGCUUAACGUCAGAGUGGACAGCCUGACUGAAAGCAGUCAGAUGAUUCUGGAAGAUCAGCAAAGAGUUCAAGAAGAAUUAAGGCAAUCCAAGAAAAUGUUAGAGGUGCUACAGGAUGAGAAGAUGGAGCUUAGAGCUACCUUGCAGGCUCAGGAAGAUUUCAUUGACCGCUCCAAGCUGCACCAGGAACAGCUACAGAAAGAGCUGGCCAGGGUGACUGAAACUCUUCACAGAAAAGAACUCCUCAUCAGGGCCUUGGAGGAACGCUUGCAAGAGAAACAAGUGUCCUCUCUGGGGCUGGAGGAUGGGCUCCUGCAGCUGGAUGUUGCCCAGCAGAAGGAACAGCACUUGCAGCCAGAAGUGACUCAUCUGGAGGACAGCCUGGUGUCGUUGAGCUGUGCACAGCUGGGUGGAGAGCUGCACGAGAGGAGCCAAGAGCUGCAGGCACUGGAAGAACACCAUCCUGAGUCCAAGGCAGAGAUGGAAAAGCUGAAAGAGCAGCUCUCUCAGGCUGAACAAACUCACAGCAGUGAGCUAGAAGAGAUGAAAAGGGAAAUCUCCAGGUUGACACAGGAGCUACAGCAGCGGGACAUCACAAUUGCAUCUGCAAGUGGCACCACAUCUGACCUAGAACAACGGCUGAGAGCAGAGUUUGAGAGAGCAGAGAUUGAAAGAGCAGAGAGGAAAGCUGUGGAGCACAGGGUACUUCUGGUCCAGCUGGAAACCCUGAGGUUGGAAAACCGCCUUCUCUCGGAGAUGCUGAAGAAGGCAGAGUGCGGAAUGCUUGAGGGAAAAGGUGUCACCCUGAAAGCACUGACUGAAGACUAUGCUGCUGAACUUAAUACAUUAAAAUCUGAGAACCAGCAAUUGAAGAAGGAUCUUGCAGAGGCCAGAGCAAAAGUGGAGCUUGCUCAGCAGGUCUGCCAGGAUGAGGGCACUGCUCAGCAGCUGCAGGACAAGGAGCCUGAAGCCAGGGACGUGCAGUACAGGGUGACUCGAGAAGCACAGCACAAACCUGAUGAGCAAGCAGAGAGGAUACCCCACACACCUGAUGGGACUAUUCUGCACCAUCAAGGGGAGCCCCAGAGGUGGGGUGCUGCUGAAACAGGAGCUGUGACCCCUGCGACGGGUGAGCUGCCCACCCAGAGCUGCAGGGAAAACUGCAUGGAGUCAUCUGCUUUGGGUGCUGUGCUGGGAGUGGAUUCUUUGCUCCAUGUGCUGGAUGGAAACAAGGAUUUUGCAGGGGAAGCACCUAAGCAGUCCAUCCUGGAUGAGCAGAGGGCAUCUGUGCCUUUGUGCCUGCUGCCUACAGCUUCAGUUGGAUCAAUAGCUGCCAGAUACCUGAAAGAGGAAGAACUGAGAUCCCAGCACAUCCUGGAGUGCCUGAAUGCUCACAUUGAGGACCUGAAGAAAGAGAGUGAAAAGAUAGUGAGAGAAUUUGGACACCAGGAGUAAGGUUUCUAAUUGAAUUUGAAUGCUGGUUUAGUGACAUGGUUCCAAACUGCCCCUGGGGAGGUGCCUAGAAACCUGUUGCCAUCGGAGCUUUGGUGAGAGGCUGUUCCUCCUCCUUGGAGCUGAGUCAGCAGGGUGGAUCCUGAGGGAAGGAACCUCCUCUCUGACAUGACUGAGCUGAUGGAAGGUGCUACACCACAAACACUUCAGCUUGCUGCAGGUCAGGAAGCUGCAGCAGAGGUGUGUGUUUGGACACUCACUCACAAAGAGUUUAUGGUGUUUUUUAGAAGCAAACUAUUUGCUGAUUUUAAUGUAUUGUAAGUAUAUUUUAUGCAUAUAAAAACAUUGAAAUAAAAUGAAAUGGAAAAAACCCA
Molecule: messenger RNA, 4154 nt
Organism: Apus apus (common swift)
Lineage: Eukaryota; Metazoa; Chordata; Aves; Apodiformes; Apodidae
Gene: CEP63
Product: centrosomal protein 63
Exons: 14
Coding region: 1660-3783 (707 amino acids)
Biological process (GO): de novo centriole assembly involved in multi-ciliated epithelial cell differentiation; centriole replication
Cellular component (GO): centriole
Source: RefSeq, a predicted model, not a curated record